CCCCUACCUCGUCCACGGGCCCCAGAGGCGUCCUCCCGUGGAACGUUCCCCGCUGGGCAUCCUCUUCUCGGUCGUGGCGUUCUCCUCGACGCUGCAGUCAUCUCGAAGAGUCCCUUCGCGAAGGUAACGCGCGAGUGUCAGCUAUCUUGUGGAUCAACUGCUGUAGUGAACGGUUUAGUCGAAGAAGAAGACAGGAUGAAAUCGAUCGGGAGACUCGUUUGCCUUGUAUGGGUGGCUGCGCUCGGAGCCUGUGUCUUCGGGCUCCAACGGCCACCACCCAGGUACUCGCAACAGUACAUGCCGGAAACUUCCUUCACUUGUCGCAAUAAGAUCGUAGGAAGCUAUUACGCCGACCCAGAGACUGACUGCCAAGUCUUUCACGUCUGUGUGUCCGUGUCCGGCACUAUUCAGGAUUACAAGUUCUUGUGUCCCAACGACACAGCGUUCGACCAAGAAAGUCAAACCUGCGCGGACUGGUACGACGUCGACUGCGAGGCGGCUACUCUGUACUACGCCAGCGAUAAUUUUGACCUGUACAGAUUAGGAUCCGGCCUGGAGUCGCUUCACUACGAUAGCAUACGCAGCGAUGCCGAGCCCCAAGACCAUCUUCAACGGUCUGAAACGAGUGACCCUGUUCGUUCGUCGGCCAACACUCUCAACAGAGUGUCGUCGGGUAGCUUUAACGCCAACAGGGAUCUCCGAGGCAGCAGCAGUGGCAAUUUUUAUAAUAAUAGAAACGGCAAGGAUGAGGAUUAUGAGAGCGAGAAAACCUACAAGGACGAGAUUGCUCAAGAAAAAAAGAAGACCGGAGUGAGAAAGGUCAGCAGGAAGCAACAGUACAAUGACAAUGGCAAUAAUAAUUAUGUAGCAUCCAGCACUGCUGUGCCUGCUGCUGCUCCUGCUAAUCAGAAUACUUAUACCGGCUUCUAUAGUGGUAAUAAUUACAAUCAGCGAGCCAAUGGUUUCGUAUCGUCGACCAGUGCGAGACCUCUAGAGAAUUUCAACAGGAAUCAACAAAAUACGCAGAGAUAUAACACGCCGUCUUCGACGUACAGGCCCAGCACCAAUUAUCAGAAUAAUUACAACUUCCAGUCUCCUAGCACGACGACCAAAACGACCAUUUACAACGCUUACAACACCAAUCCCAAUUACAAUCAACAAAAUACCGGUGGCUUCAGUCAGAGUACCACGGUGAAACCGACUAGCUAUAAUAAGAAUUACAAUCAGAAUUAUAAUAACGGCGCGCAGUUUACGCAAUCCACAACCUUGCAACCUAGCACCAAUUACCAGCUAAACGAUUACACGAACUACCAGAGAAAUUACAACAAUAUUCAACGUACAAAUAAUAACGUACCUUAUCAGUCUACCACUGCUGCGCCUACCGUCUAUGAUAAUAAUUACAAUAACAACAAUAAUUACAAUAACAACAACAAUAAUGGACAGUACAGAAGUAGUACAACCAUCAAGCAAGAUGUCUCUCAACCAACCACUAAAUAUUUCCCUAGUUUUGCAAGCAGCAGUUACGCUCCUACUACAUAUAGCCCAGCCACGAAGAAGUAUAUUCCUAAUGACAAUGCCCAGGCUCAAACAGCUGUGAGGACCAGCGAAAGCGGACAGUACUACGAAAAAUCUAACCAACCUAUCAAAAGUUCGUCUCAAUAUUACGACAGUACCAAAGCACCAAAGAAAGCCACACAAUACAACAAUUACGAUGGAACAAAUGGGAAAUACUAUACCGAAACCAGCACCGGAAAUUACGAUCUAGCAAGGUCUUCGGUUGGAAUUGGAUUCAGCCCUGCUAGUAUCAAUCAUUUGGCUGAGACACCAAGGUCUACGACUCCAGUACCAAGGAGAAUUUCUACAGCCACCACCUACAAUCCCAACAAUUUCAACUCUAAUACCCAAAGAUCGCCACAAUCACCAACAACUCCUAGGGAAAGUACUUAUGUUAGUGGAUCCGCCAGACCGUUUUCAUCCACAACGAGGCUACCUAGUACCACUACAACGCGGCCAAAAUCUGGGAAAAAAAAUGACUAUGACUAUGCCUAUUAUGAUAACACUGCUGGACUAGAAUACGAUAGUCUGGAUCUGGAACACGUAACCGGGAACAAGGAAUCAACGAAGAUCGCAAGGAAUUGAUUUUUUUUGCUUUAAUCGAAUCCUUUGAGAACACACAUCUAUGCCACACGAUUGAAUAGGUUCAAUUUCCGCGAAGCUACGGAACUUGCUGAAUUUAUGAAUAAUAGUGGCCAGUGUAUUUGUCAAAAUCGGCUUUCGAUGAUAGUAGAAGAAGAAUAUAUUGAAAACCGGUUUUGUUGUAAAGAGUAGAUCGCCUUAAGUAUAAUAUAAAUAGUGAUUUCUUAAAGUCUAAUAAUAACGAGUAUGUAUUUCGAUAGACCUGUUCUCUUUCUUUGAUUUGUUUUUACAGUAUUGUAGGCUAAAGAAUUAUGCGAGUGGAAAGUCCUUUUGCGUUAGAAAUUAUUAUUUCUAAUUUAUCCAUUAUUCUGAAAUUAUUGUUGUUAUUGAGAAAAUAUUAUCUUAUUAAUAACGCAAUUUUCUUAUCGAAAUUUGGUGUCUUUUGUACAUAUAAUGAAAGAUGGUUUAAAUCUAACGAUAACGUCACUAUUCGCAUACUAAAAUCUGCGGACUGAGUGUAUAUAUUAUAUGUAUUUUAAUAAAAAAG
Bombus pascuorum is the source of this 2683-nucleotide messenger RNA. RefSeq lists its product as uncharacterized. Gene Ontology annotation, cellular component: extracellular region. Bases 196 to 2139 code for a protein of 647 amino acids. Gene Ontology annotation, molecular function: chitin binding. NCBI's taxonomy places the organism in Eukaryota, Metazoa, Arthropoda, Insecta, Hymenoptera, Apidae. The transcript is spliced from 4 exons. The record is from RefSeq and is a predicted model, not a curated record.